Numida meleagris (helmeted guineafowl) is the source of this 567-nucleotide messenger RNA. Its product is annotated as ras GTPase-activating-like protein IQGAP1. NCBI's taxonomy places the organism in Eukaryota, Metazoa, Chordata, Aves, Galliformes, Numididae. Gene Ontology annotation, biological process: regulation of actin cytoskeleton organization. Gene Ontology annotation, cellular component: cytoplasm; nucleus. The annotation marks the transcript as partial. The record is from RefSeq and is a predicted model, not a curated record. The transcript has 3 exons. Gene Ontology annotation, molecular function: calmodulin binding; GTPase activator activity; actin filament binding.
AAUAGCAAUAUUGAAGGUCUCUUGGCUUAAUUUUUUUACCUCCUAUUCUCCAUGGUUUCUCUGCAGCACAAAACGUUUAAUUGUUGAUGUAAUCCGCUUUCAACCUGGGGAGACUCUGACUGAAAUCUUGGAGACUUCAGCUACCUCAGAGCAAGAAGCAGAGCAUCAAAGAGCUAUGCAGAAACGGGCCAUUCGUGAUGCUAAAACUCCUGAUAAGAUGAAAAAAUCUGUGUCUGUAAAGGAAGACGGCAACUUAAAUCUUCAGGGUAAAAAGGAGAAAAUCAAGACAGGCCUGAAGAAGUUGACAGAACUAGGGACAGUGGAUGCAAAAAAUAAAUACCAGGAACUAAUCAAUGACAUUGCAAAGGAUAUCCGAAAUCAGCGUAGAUACCGUCAGAGAAGAAAGGCAGAGCUCGUGAAGCUGCAGCAGACAUACAGUGCCUUGAACUCCAAAGCUACCUUUUAUGGGGAACAAGUUGAUUAUUACAAAAGCUACAUCAAAACCUGCUUGGAUAACCUGGCCAGCAAGGGCAAGUAAGUAUCUCAGAACUGUGCUGUGACCCUUGU